AUAUAUGGGCCUUCAAAAUACAGGGACAUCAUUCUAAGUUCUUUGUUAAAGAAUAUUAGUAUUCUUUAUAAAAUGUCUCGCUUCGUAGUCCUCGCUAUCUUCAUCCAGGCCUGCCUGCUCCAGAUGGUUCUGAGCCAGUCAUGCGGUGGUAACCAGUACUCAUACUCGUCCGGAUUGAGCUCUCAGAGCUGCGGCUCGUACGGCGGCACCGGCGCCGGACAGGUGGGCGUGUCCGGCAACAUCGACGCGUGCGGCAACACCUGCGUGACCGGCUCCGUGCCCGUGCUCGGCUCCGUUGACUUCGGUGGAUGCGUGCCCGCGUCCGGCUCCGUGUCCAUCUCCGGACAAUGCGGAUGUGGAUGCCAAUGAUUUGCUAAUUUCGCUCAAUAAAUAUAAAUAAAAGAAAGAUUAGUUAAAUAU
Messenger RNA from Cydia fagiglandana, 420 nucleotides. RefSeq names its product chorion class CA protein ERA.1-like. Bases 73 to 369 code for a protein of 98 amino acids. NCBI's taxonomy places the organism in Eukaryota, Metazoa, Arthropoda, Insecta, Lepidoptera, Tortricidae. The transcript is spliced from 2 exons. The record is from RefSeq and is a predicted model, not a curated record.